Messenger RNA from Melampsora larici-populina 98AG31, 996 nucleotides. RefSeq lists its product as uncharacterized. Lineage: Eukaryota; Fungi; Basidiomycota; Pucciniomycetes; Pucciniales; Melampsoraceae. The record is from RefSeq and is a predicted model, not a curated record. The transcript has a single exon. Bases 1 to 996 code for a protein of 331 amino acids.
AUGUCAAGUCCAAGCAAUGAGGAUGAUGCUAUGUCCGCGAAAGUCUGGCUCAAAACAACAACACCUUCAAAGAUGAUCCACCUUGCAACAACCAUGUUUCGGAGUGUUUCAGCAAACCGAAUACAAGAAUGUAACAUUUGCCUUGACUUGAUUAGCUCUCGACUUGAUGCUAGUCAUUCUGAAUUGAUCAAACAGGAAGCUCUUUGGCCGCAACUCAAUUGCCUGAUGCUCACAAUCACUACCUUCAAAAAUCUAUCGACGUUCAAAUUCUUGACCACCGAAGUAGCACACAUCUCAGAGUCAUUUCUGGCCCGGAUCAUCAGCCAGCUUUUCAACCUAAACACAAUUGUCUUAUGUGGAUAUAACAUCGGUCAUGUCACUGAGAAACUCGGACAUACAUCUGACCUGGGCACAGCACUUGUGUCACGUCUUUCCCUCAAAAAUCUCGAUAUACGUUACCUCAAGUCAUUUAAUACCGACUGGAUCAAUCUUGAAUGGCGAUGUCACCUUCAUGAAUUGACAAUUGAGCCCAUCAUUUUGUCAACGAAUUCACUGUUUCCCGAGAGAAAUCUUCUAGAAUUUUGCCAUAUCUUCCAUCAAAGCUUGAUUGUCCUGAACCUCGCAACUUCUGAAUUUAAUUACCAGCAAGAGACAGUGACUCUGGCACAAGAUUUCAAUCACCUGCGACAUCUCACUUUUCACGGAAGCCAUCGGUUUAUCAAUGUAUUUUCUAUGUGUCCCAGACUUGAGUCCUUGACAUGGUUAAACGGUAGUCCACGGCUAACUGAAGAAGUAAAAGGGAUAUGGGCCAGUCUCAAGAUCAUUAGAAUCCCACGAGAUUACUUUGAAGAGCAUGAUAUGAAAAGAGACAGCUCUUUCCCUAUCUCAAGAUUUGAGGUGAAGAUCAUACAUUGUACAUUAUCAUUGGGUAUCAAAGAUGCUUGGACUGACUUGAAUUCCUGGUUUAAUUAUAAGCCACCCCUUGCUGUAGUCUGA